CCAGUUUGAAAAAUUAGAGGCAUACUUUACGGACUAAGUGGAAAUACCUCUAAUUUGAAUACAAGCAAUUUAAUCCGACAGUAAUAUUGUAAAUUUUUGUUGAAUAGGCAAAUUCGAAAAAAGGUCGGUUAUGCAUUUAUUUAGUUAUUUUUAGCUUGAUUUACUUGUCUCAGUAGUUUCAAUUUGUUCGGAAUAAGAUAAAUAGUGGUUGGUGUCUCAGUCAUUUUUGUGUUCUAGAGAAUUAGAGUUGAGGAAUUUAACAUUUGCAACAAUGUUUUCCAUGCUCCGGAAAAAGUGAAUAUUGGAGAUUUUUCAGCGCGAGUCUGAUUCUGGAGGGUUUUUAGCAAAACUAAAUUGACAGAGAUACACGUGUGACGAAGAAAUCAAGCAAGGAGCUGCAUUAUAAAAUGCCCAACUCAAAUAUGUCCAGUCCUGGUACUCCUCGUCCGAUGAAUUUGAUCGUCACGUCUCCCCCACAACUCCAACUUCCUGGCCCAUCAUCCUCCUCCAGCUCGUCUUCCUCGUCGUCAUCAUCAUGCCGUCCUUCUCAGUCGUGCUUCUCAGAACCUGCCGAGCUCCAAGUCUCCGUCCCCAAGGAGGCGGUUGACCACCUCCUCAAGAGCGGGGAGGCAUGGGUGGUCACGGAAUCCGAGAAGAAGACCAGGUCCGACGUGUGGAAAUACUUUGGUCGGGUGCAACUGGCUGAUGGUCGAUUCUGUCGGGACGUCGUUGCCUGCAUGGGCUGCCUGAUGGUGUACAUGUACAGGUCAAAAUCUCAAGGAACUUCGACCCUUCGUCACCACAAGUGUGAGUAUGUGUUCCAAGUCCUUCAAACGGAGUUGCAAAUGAUGAGGACCACUUCAGGAUUCGUGACGGGGGGAAUCGUCAGCAUUGCCGAUCAUCAUCCCGAUCAAGACGGAAAUGGGAGGGUGGUCGCACUGGCGAAGAAGAGGGCGACAAAAGUGCAAGACGGUGGAAGUGGUGGAGGGACAACGCCCGACGGGAGACGCGAAAUGACACCGGAGGCGGAUAACAUGGACAGAAAGCCCGUCAUGCCAACCCCACCCCCGCUUAAAGAACACCUCAUGAGCUCGCCCCCACCGCAACAUCACCCUCCCGGUCAUAUGCCUCAGCUAAGUGGUAGCGGAGGACGUGGUGGAAUUCACAAUCAUCUCGGCACCCCACCCCCGCCUGUCUCCUCCUCAUCUUCGCAACACCACCAGAACCAUCACAACCACCAUCCAUCUUCCCUGGGAGGAGGAGGGGGUGGUGGUGGGAGUAACGGCGGAGGACGUUCAUCCACACCCAUCAAUAAUCACUCACACUCUUCCGCGUCCUCUGCAUCUCCACCACAGCAACUCCUCUGCGUCCGAUGGGGCAAUUUCGACUCCAACAUCGUCUCAAUGUUCACCAAGCUCCGGACGGCCGAACACUUCGUGGAUGCCACACUUUGGUGUGAGGGGAAGACGAUUAAAUGUCACAAAAUGAUAUUGUCGGCGUGCUCCACCUACUUUGAGAAGCUCCUCACCGAGAACCCCAACCCACAUCCCAUCAUCUUCCUGAAAGAUAUGCGCUUUUGGGAAAUCACUGCACUUGUCGAGUUUAUGUACAAGGGGGAGGUGAGCAUUCAUCAGGAGAAGCUGCAGAGUUUGCUACGAGCAGCCGAGUCGUUACAGAUCAAAGGAUUGGGAUCUCCAUCGGCCAAUGAUGGACCGGGUGGAAUUGGAAAUGCAACGGAACCGAUGGACCGCUCCCGUCACCACUCUGGCGUUGACGCAGACGACUCGAUGGACAUGUCCACGACGACCGCCACACCAAACAACAAUUCGUCCUUAGCGACCAGUCAUCUCCAAUCAAACCCUUUCUCUAAUCAAAUUCUCAAUUCGUUCAGCACAUCACGUGGCUCCCCCUCCCUCCUCCACAUGAACAUGGGCAUGGACCUGUCGUCUCGCUCUUCCACCGGGGACCACCCGUCCCCCCUUUCACUCUCCCUCUCUUCCAAUAACAACAACAACAAUAACACCUCCAACCCAGCUAAGAGGAGGAAGAAGGAAAACCCACGCCGACUCGACAUUCUCCCCACACGCACAUCCAUGCCAAUCCCGGUCUUCAAUUCGACCAUCAUGUCCAUGCCCGUCGACCAUCAUCACCAACAUCACCACAAUGACGACGAGUAUGACGCCGAGCCACCAUCGGAUGAUGAGAUGACCAUCCAUGAGAAUGAUGGACCGCCCCAUCCGCAGCAGCAGCAACAACAACGUCCUCAUAUCAUCGAGAACUUUAAACAAGAACCAGACUCGCUUUUGCAACACCACCAACACAUCGGGAAACUGGGGGGAUUGCCGCAACAUCAACAUCCUUCGUCCUAUGAGGAGGACGAGGAUGAGGGUGACGGACAAGAAAAUUACGGCGAUCAUCAUCAGGACGGUGGCGUUGGUGCUGGUGGGUUACAGAUGGAUGAAACCAAAUCUGAUUCGGAAGGUGAGGCCGACGGUGAAGAACCAUCACCUGAGGACGAGGAGAAUUCGACCAUUGACCACCAACAAAUACAAUCACAACAGGGUUACGAUGAAGAAACGGAUGAAUCUGGUGCAUUAUCUUUACGCGUCGCCUCGGCUGCAGAGCGAGAACGGCUCGAGAGGGAACAACGGUCCAGGAAAGGAAAUCCCAUCAAGAAAAUCCUCGUGGGCAACAUUAACAAUAAUAAUAACAACAAUAAUAACGAGAGUGGAUCAAUCUUUCACAGUCCCACGUCUGCAGCAGAGUAAUUAAUAUGACUAUGUAUCAAAACAAACCACAUUUAAAUAAUGACUUCAAAAUCCUUAGUAGUAAUGUAUUUGUUAUUAUCGAUAAGCAAUCAAUAAGUUUUAACACUUUGUAAAAAUAGAAAAUUGGGUAGUUAAGAUUCCACAUUUAUGACGAAGAUGCGAAACCAAAACAUUCUCUUACUGCUCCAUUCCAUAAACAAUAAUGUACAGGACAUUGACAUGGCUGCAUAACAAUUCGUAAGAUGAAGAUAUGCAUCCAUGUAAUGUCGUAAGAUUAAGAUACCGAUGAAAAUGUAUGUAUAUAAGUUUGACGUAUAAUAAGUAUGACAAUAAUUACUCGUCCCGUCCGUUUUUACACACUUUUCUAUCACCACACACGUACCAUUCCCCACAAUCAUUACUUGAUAUUUAGAGGAUUUUCCAUGUAAAUAGUAAUUCAGGGAUCAAAAAUUGGGAAUCAUCCAUUCCAACAUCUAUUCCAAUAGCUAUACAAUAUGUACAAAGGGACGUUUUCCAUAUUUUCCCGUCACAUUGUGUAAUUUUGAAACGAUAUUCUAUACUUUUCUGUUUAAAGUAGACAAAAUACAAGCCUUAUCGUGCUGUUGUGCCUUGAUAAGCAGGUUGAUAAUGUAAAAGCGGUAAUAAUGAGGACAAGAAUAUGUGCUUAUUUGUAAUGUAACCUAACGAAUAAUGACUUUGUUGUCUCGACGAGUAGAAUGAGUACCCUUAGUUGCUUUAGUUAGUUCGUCGACGGCUUAAUUAGCCUUUGUUUUUUUUGUACAUAAACUUAAUAAGAAAUGUCGUCAUCGGCCGCAUAAUAAUAAUCACGUAAUAAUAUUUGGAGUAGAAAAUGAUAUUUUUCUAAAAGAAACCCGUCUUGCACUCACUUUAAUUGAAGUUAGAUAAUUUUAUCCGACAAGAUUUUUUUUUGCUAUUUUGUACGUUUCAACACACACACGCAGUAAUCUUCUCACCGAUUGUCACUGUAGAUACAACAUAUGAAUCGUAAUACAUAAUAAUACGUUUAAGUAGAGUUCAGUUAUUCAUUAAAUAAAUACAUAAUAUAUUAAUGCUAAAUAUAUAAAAAGGUUUAUGAAACCCUUCAAGAUAUUAUUAACAAAUGUGCUAGUUUUUUUUUGUCGAGAUUACACUUUUUCUACUAUCUUGUUCUUUAAAAAAUUCUUCAUGUAAAAUUAUCAUAAUAAAUCAUCGACAUUAGUGAGCAGCAAAAUACCUCGUCAACGUAUUUAGUUAAUGUUUUAAAAUUAUAUUUUACGUUAUGUUGCUCACACGAACAGGCUACUUUAAUAACCCUUUUGAGCAAGUAACAAGUACUCUUGAAACACUUUAAAAAAUUGAGUAUCAUGUAAUUUUAUGUUUUGUUUUGUGUUGUUGCCUAAAAUUCAUGCUAACUUUGUCCGUGUUCGUUCGUAAAGGUUUGGUUUGUGUUGUGCUCUUUAUAUAAUAAUAAUAUAUAUUUUUGAAGUAGGUCGUCUUUUACUGGUCCAAGAACCAAAUAUCUUAAACCCAUGGAAGAAAUGAUUAGAGGAUCGCGGUGAUUCUUAAAAUACUAAAUAAAUCCAUAGUUUUACUUUAUAUUGAAUAUUAUAUGGUUAUAUAUACAUGAAUAAUAACGUGUUUAAUAAAUUUCAAUCAUUAUUGAUGCGUAAA
Folsomia candida is the source of this 4439-nucleotide messenger RNA. RefSeq names its product broad-complex core protein isoforms 1/2/3/4/5. Bases 408 to 2768 code for a protein of 786 amino acids. Gene Ontology annotation, cellular component: nucleus. The transcript has 8 exons. Gene Ontology annotation, molecular function: protein binding. The record is from RefSeq and is a predicted model, not a curated record. NCBI's taxonomy places the organism in Eukaryota, Metazoa, Arthropoda, Collembola, Entomobryomorpha, Isotomidae. Gene Ontology annotation, biological process: regulation of transcription by RNA polymerase II.